CUGGCAACCCAGAGGGGAAGGGGGAGAAAAACAGCAAAGGCACCAAGAAAGGAAGAAACGACAUAGAGACUUUACUUCAACUUAGCCUAGCUAAAUUAUUACCAGUUUAUAUAAACGUUAUAAAUGGAGAGAGAAGCGCUGUAACGCCUGGUUCACACGUGACACCCGCUGACAUAUCAGUCCACAAUGCGAACGCACUGAAAGCGCUGUACAAUUCGACUGAAACACAUUUAUACACAUUAGCUAGCUAAUUUAGCCUGAUAGCACAGAAGUUAGCGUUUUAGCUAACGCAUCAUUCCUGUCUGACUUCAUUCGCAUAAAUUCGUAACAAAAAAAGACAACAACGCUGGAUUCUGCUCCGAAGCCUCCAGAAGUAAGUUCCAGAUGACGAGGUUAACGGCGUUGUGAUUCGCAUUUCCCACUUACAUGGAAGGAAAGUAACCACUGGCUAUCGCCUCCCAUGCCGUGGAAACGUCAGGAUGAAGAAGACGUUUAGCCUUAAGACGUUCAGAAAGUCGUUCAACAUCAAGGGCAAAGAGGAUGGAGAUUUCGUGAUGCUCCAAAAGCCUUCGUUGGCCCCCGAGUUCACAAAAGACGACUCUCUUUUUGGAAGUUGUUACGCCAAAGAGCUAGCUUGUGACCUCCAUAGUGAGGACGCAAGGGCACACAAGAACAGAUCCAAGAGUGAAGGUCUUAUGGGGACCUUAAAAAGGAGACUUUCUUCUAAGCAGAAACCUAAAAGUAAAGGAGGAUCAUCCUCGGUGGGCUUGGGAGAUGAUGACGACACGUUCUCGUCCUCUUCGGUCCCCAUAAGCUUUAAUGAAGCCAAAGCCCAACGCCCUUUAAGAUCAGCUUCCCUGCGGAGUCAUCACUACAGCCCUUCCCCGUGGCCCAUAAGAGCUGUUGACCCUGAAGAAGCCUGCAUUAAGAUGGAGGUGAAGGUAAAAGCCAUGGUUCACACACCUAGCUCCAGUCCGUCCCUUAAUGGCGUCAGAAAAGAAUUCCAUGACAUCCAAAUGGAGGGGAUUUUUGAUGAUCGCAGUGAGUCUAUGAAGACUUUAGAGCCUGCAAACAGUGACUUACAUUUAAACAUGGAAGAACACGUGCCUGUAGAAAUUGGACUUAUGCCUCAGGACUACAUCCAGUACACCAUGCCUUUAGAUGAGGGAAUGUACCCCGAAUCAUCCCCCUCGUUGUGCUUGAAUGGCACAUCACCGACAGAGGUGAUGGAACAAGUCAAUGAUGAAUCGUUGAAUGUUGAUCAAGGCCAGAUUGACCACGCUCUUUUAACAUCAGAUAUUCUCAUGGACCAGUCCAUGAACGGGAUUGUACUCGGUACUCCAGGAAUAGUCCUUCAGAAUUCAGGAUCCGAGGCUCCUUCACUUUCACCUUCGCUUUCCCCUGUUUCUGGUGGCGAAACACCAAGAACCUAUUCCGGAUUUGGCGGUGCCGAUUCACACGUCGCCGAAAGAGUGAGGCACCAUCUCAAUUUCGACCCAAAUUUUGCUCCUGGUGUCAGCAGGGUAUACGAUUCAGUACAAAGCAGUGGACCAAUGGUUGUCACAAGCCUUACAGAAGAGCUGAAGAAACUGGCUAAGCAGGGUUGGUACUGGGGACCUAUAACGCGAUGGGAAGCUGAGGACAAACUCAUCGACCUUCCGGACGGUUCGUUUUUGGUGCGCGAUAGCUCAGACGACCGCUAUCUUCUCAGUUUGAGCUUUCGAUCGCAAGGAAAGACUCUUCAUACCAGGAUCGAACAUUCGAACGGGAGGUUCAGCUUUUACGAACAGCCCGACGUAGAAGGUCACACGUCCAUCGUCGACCUCAUUGAGCUCUCCAUUAAGGACUCCGAAAACGGCGCGUUCUGUUACUCCAGAUCGCGCCAACCAGGAUCUGCGACGUACCCAGUCCGACUGACCAAUCCCGUAUCUCGUUUCAUGCAAGUGCGCUCGCUGCAGUACUUGUGUCGGUUCGUUAUUCGACAGUACACACGGAUUGACCUGAUUCAGAAACUACCUUUACCAAACAAAAUGAAAGAUUACUUGCAGGAAAAGCACUACUGAACUGGGAUACAGUAGUAAAAUUGCACUUUUGGAUCAAGUUGAUGUUAAAUGGUUUACAGACAUUUUGUGGAGUGAUCCGUUAGGUUUGUUUUGUAUCAAAAGUUUAUUUCAUCUUGGUCAAUUUGUUGUUGCUCAGAUUCACUAUAAAGGUACACUUUUGUUAUGGAUCUAUUGGGGAACCUGAUAGAAUCCUAGUCAAAAAUGUUUGACGAACAGUAGUCACUAAUUCUCGAAACUAAUGGUUUUACGCUGCUGUUAUACCAUGUAGGACAUAACUAAAGUUCCAUAUAGUUUAGUCUAUUAAAGGAAAAGUCCACCCUGACACUCACUGCAUAUGCAAAUAUUGAAAUAUUUGUGAUGUGUCCAGCAAUUCUGGUGCAAAUGAUUUGAUUUAUGUUAUGUUACGAGUUAUGUCUGCACAUUGAAAGUACAGUUACAGUCGUGUGUGAUAGGAUAACGGGGACAGCAGUAAGGAUUCACCCCUAAAAAAGAUCAAGAGAUUUUUUUUCUCACUCACCAGAUUCCAGAUGUUUAAAAAGCCAGCAAGGAAGCACUGGAAUUCAGCUCAGCUAGUUGGCGAUCUAGGACGUGAUGAGCACUGACGGCGAUAAUAGCAAGUUUGAGCAGAGUGUACAGAUGUGGAGGUGAGAGAGCUGGACAGGCUGAAGGACUAAAGCACUGCUGCAGAAAUGAGAAAUGACAGAAACGGUAGAAAUGAUGCUAUUAUUAAAAAAAAAAAAAAGGAUAUGUUGUUCAGGGUGGAUUUUUCUUUUAAGGGUGGGUAAUGCUGAUGAAGUCAAAAUAAGCUCAAGAAUCAGGAAAUGCUAGUCAUGACCGAUGUCAGAUCAGAAUAAUAACCAGGCUUUGAAAUAUGCGUGUAAUUGUUUUAUUGCCAUUCAUAUCGCACUAUUUGCUCCAGGUGCGGUAAUACUUAUCAGUGCAAGGGCGAGAGGCUUGAUAAAUGCAUUAAGAAAUGCAUCCAUCUCUUUUAAUUAAAACAGCCUCAGUGAUGCUCAGCUUUAUAUUUUGAUGUACUAGUAUUUCUCCUCUAAUUUCACUUGAAAUUACAAUUUUUAAAUUGCCAUCUGUACUUUUCAUGUAGAUGAAUCAGACUGAUUAAUUAAAUCGCUGUCCAAAACUUGGAUUCAAUCAGAGUUGGAACGAAUAGCUUUUAGUUAAAAUUCAGAUUUUGUACUGAAAUGCGAUUUUGGGCAGCAAGUUGCUUCCCUUAUAUGUAUGUGAUUAAAGUGUGAGUGAGGAUGAUAUGUUCCUUGCACCUGCCUAAAUACACUAUAUUGCCAAACGUUUUGGGAUACCCAUCCAAAUCAUCGAAUUCAGGUGUUCCAAUCACUUCCAUGGCCACAGGUGUAGUACAUCUUCAGCAUACCAAGACAUUUUGGACAGUUUCAUCCUCCCAACAUUGUGGGAACAGUUUGGGGAUGACCCCUUCCUCUUCCAACAUGACUGCACCCCAGUGCACAAAGCAAGGUCCAUGAAGACAUGAAUGAAUGAGUUUGAUGUGGAGGAACUUGUCUGGUCUGAUGAAUUAGAGCGGAGACUGUGAGACAGACCUUACAAAUGCGCUUCUAGAGGAAUGGUCAAAAAUUCCCAUAAACACACUCCUAAACCUUGUUUAAAGAGUUGAAGCUGUUAUAGCUGUAAAGGGCUAUAGUAAACCCUACAGAUUACGAAUGGGAUGUCAUUAAAGUUCACGUGCAUGUAAAGGCAGACGUCCCAAAACUUUUGGCAAUAUAGUGUAGUUUGUAGCCUACUAAAUGGUUUCUUGUGAGAUAGAAAUGAGCAUGGUUCAUUUUGCCAACAAAAGCAUGUGAUUCAGCUCUCUGGAACUGAAGUAAACUUUUCCGUUUGUCAUGUUUUUAUAUUCGCUUUCCCAUUACUGUCCAGUUUUUUUUAGUCAAGAACCAAGACCAGAUGGUCUUCCGUCAUCUCAAUUUCCAUUGUUACCUUGUUCAGGACUAACAGUAAUAAAGCCGAUAAUAAUGCAUCUUCACUGGCAGCUACAGAUAAACGUUUGUAAAUGGCUAAAUUCAGCAUCUGAUUUAGUUACGUCUGAUUAUUUGCGCAGGAAAACAAGACUGCACCUGAUGCUCAGGUUUUUUUGAUUAGCACAUUCAAAUCUCUGCAACAACAAAUUAACAUUUUCUACCACUGCACAUGCAAGUUUGUAUUAGGCAUGCGCCGAUAAUCAGUUAUAUAUUAUAGCAAAGGUAUAACUCACCAUCUCUUACCGCGGACACAAAAUGAUCAUUAGUAACCCUGUGUUCCAUUCAGGUAGAGGUAAAGGCUUUAUUUUAGACAGAUUUCAGAGCAAUUCUGUUAUCGAGAUAUUAGAAAAAGAUUGCAGGCAAAACUGUAGCUCAGCUGAUUUCUUUGGACUCAUUUAAUCAUUCAGUUACGAACAUUAGAAAAAUGCAAUAUCGGCACAUGCCUUAACAAAUUGUCACAUAUCCAACAUGCAGGUCAAACAAACAUGCCAAGGAUCUUGUUGUGUUCAAAGGGAACAGAUGAAGAAUGCUGUUUUUUUUAUGUUUCUAUGUGUGAUUUUUGUGCUUCCUACAGUAUUUCAUCAAAUUGUUUUUAUCACUAUCAAUGUUGUGUGUUAACAUCUCGGUCGUCCCCCCCCCCCACACACACACAUACAAACGUAUCGACCUAAUAUAAAGAGUUGCUGAAUGGUAAUUAACGGAUUCACUAAUUUUGUUGGGAGAAACAAUUGUGAAACCUGGGUGAGUGAUGUCAUUCACGUGCACAGCUUUAUAAAGAUGUGUUACUACAUUUCCGAAUAAAGUCAGUGACUGAAGUUCUUUCC
Hemibagrus wyckioides is the source of this 4893-nucleotide messenger RNA. It is a transcript of the gene socs6a, whose product is annotated as suppressor of cytokine signaling 6. Gene Ontology annotation, cellular component: phosphatidylinositol 3-kinase complex. Bases 480 to 2063 code for a protein of 527 amino acids. Gene Ontology annotation, biological process: protein ubiquitination; regulation of growth; phosphatidylinositol phosphate biosynthetic process. Lineage: Eukaryota; Metazoa; Chordata; Actinopteri; Siluriformes; Bagridae. The transcript has 2 exons. Gene Ontology annotation, molecular function: 1-phosphatidylinositol-3-kinase regulator activity. The record is from RefSeq and is a predicted model, not a curated record.